Messenger RNA from Penicillium odoratum, 906 nucleotides. RefSeq names its product M20 family metallopeptidase. The transcript is spliced from 3 exons. The coding region runs from base 1 to 906 and encodes 301 amino acids. The record is from RefSeq and is a predicted model, not a curated record. Lineage: Eukaryota; Fungi; Ascomycota; Eurotiomycetes; Eurotiales; Aspergillaceae. Gene Ontology annotation, molecular function: dipeptidase activity.
AUGAGCGUCUCCGCCGUCCAGCUAGAUAGCGUCCGAGCAUCCGUAGAUGCUGCAUUGGAAACAUUGCACGAAUCCUUGCGAAAAUUGAACCACGAGAUCUGGUCGCAUCCCGAACUCGCCUACCAAGAGCACCAUGCCCAUGACACCAUCUGCGACUUCCUCGAACAACAAGGUUUCACCGUUACUCGCCAUGCAUACGGAUUGGACACUUCAUUCGAAGCCCUCAGCGGAUCGGGCGGGCGUUUGAUCAAUUUCAACGCCGAGUACGACGCGCUCCCCGAUAUCGGUCACGCCUGCGGUCACAAUCUUAUCGCGACUGCCAGUAUUGCCGCAUUCCUCGCUUUAUCGUUCGCAUUGAAGAAAUACGACAUCCCGGGACGGACCCAGCUCCUAGGAACACCGGCCGAGGAAAACGGUGGUGGAAAGGCCAAGCUGAUCGAGGCAGGGGCUUACAAGUCCGUGGAUAUUUCUCUUAUGGCUCAUGGUGGACCUGAGAAAAUGGACUCAGAGCCCGCGGGUGACUACGUCGGCAUUGCCGGAACCCUCAUGAACGCACGUAAGAACCUCCACUGCGAGUUUAAGGGUAAGAGUGCGCAUGCUGGUGGGAAUCCGUGGGCUGGUGUCAACGCCUUGGAUGCGUUGGUCACUUCGUAUAAUAACGUGGCGGUGCUUCGUCAGCAACUCAUGCCGGAGCAGCGUAUCCAUGUUGCUUUUACGGAUGUGCCUAAGGUGGCCAAUGUGAUUCCAGCGUAUACCAAGGCGUUCUGGCAGGUUCGAAGCCCGACAUUGAAGGGACUUAACACCCUUGUGGCCAAAGUGCGCAACUGCAUUGAGGCUGGUGCUUUGGCUACUGGGUGUGAAGCAACGAUCACGGAGUGGGUCCCCUCUCCCUUGGCUAAUUUCUGA